This is a messenger RNA of Acipenser ruthenus (sterlet), 2129 nucleotides long. Its product is annotated as ribosome biogenesis regulatory protein homolog. Bases 40 to 1089 code for a protein of 349 amino acids. Gene Ontology annotation, biological process: ribosome biogenesis; endonucleolytic cleavage in ITS1 to separate SSU-rRNA from 5.8S rRNA and LSU-rRNA from tricistronic rRNA transcript (SSU-rRNA, 5.8S rRNA, LSU-rRNA); ribosomal large subunit export from nucleus. The transcript has a single exon. Gene Ontology annotation, molecular function: protein binding. Gene Ontology annotation, cellular component: preribosome, large subunit precursor; nucleolus; nucleus. NCBI's taxonomy places the organism in Eukaryota, Metazoa, Chordata, Actinopteri, Acipenseriformes, Acipenseridae. The record is from RefSeq and is a predicted model, not a curated record.
UCUCCUUUUCAACGUGCUUCCUUUCAAUGAGAAUCCAACAUGGCAGCUUGCAGCAUUGAAGAUGUGCUCGCCAAAGCAGAGAGAGAUGAGGCUGAAAAACUUAAAAGUAUUUCUGUCCACAAAGAAUUGGAGCUCGAAUUUGAUACAGGGAACCUGUUCGCUUUCGAUAAAAACCCUCCGGACACCCGAGAGUUCAAAAAACAGAACAAAGAUGAGUUCCUGCGCUCGCUGGCUCGGGACAACACGCAGCUGCUCAUCAAUGAGCUGUGGAAACUGCCAACCGAGAGGGUCGAGGAGGUGAUUGUGGCUAAACUACCCGAGCCCACUACCCGCCUGCCGAGAGAGAAACCUGUGCCUAAGCCCAGGCCUUCUACCAAGUGGGAGGAAUUCGCCAAACUAAAAGGGAUCCAAAAGAAAAAGAAAACCAACUUGGUGUGGGACGACGUGCACAAGGAGUGGAAAAGACGAUGGGGCUACAAGCGAGCCAAUGAUGAUACCAAAGAGUGGCUGAUCGAGGUGCCAGAGACUGCCGACCCGAAUGAGGACCAGUUCAGCAAACGCAUCAAAGCCAAGAAGGAAAGGGUGGCAAAAAAUGAACUGAACCGACUACGAAACAUCGCCAGGGGGCAAAAGAUUAAGGUGCCCGGCGUGGGACUUGCACCUACCGACCAACAGUCAAAAACAGAGCUGGGCAAAGCUAUUCAUGUUGCUAAACACUCCACGGCCUCCGUGGGUAAAUUUCAAGGCAACCUUCCCAAGGAGAAAGCGCCCAAGAAUAUGGGCAAGAAGAGGCAGUUUCAGCCGCUCAUAGGCGAUUUCUCUGUCGAGAAACAGAAGCAGCUGGACAUGUUAAACAUCAUGGACAGCAAGAAGCCCAGAAUUGACAUCACCAAAGCGGUGAACAAACAGAUGAGAGAAGAGGAUCGGCAGUCCGGGUUUCAGAAGAGAAAGUCACCCGGUAAAAAGGGACGUAAGGGUAACUUCUCGGGGAAAGGAACGGCCAAGGGGAAGGGUAAAAAAGGAGGACCAGGGGGAGGCAGUGGCGGCGGCAAAAAUAGAAAACCACGUAUGAAGCAAGGAAAACGAUAAAAAGAAAACAAAACAACCCGUUAACAACCGUUUACCUGUGAUAGGACAUUGUUGUCACUUCGUGUGGUAACUUGGGUCAUUGUUUUGGGGUUUGUCAGCUUGUCAGACCUUGUAAUAAUACUAUGAAAUACAUAGUCUUGACUUGGUCAGUCCCUUGUGCCUUUCUCGGUCGUGCUGAUUCAUUUAACAGUACGCAAUCUUACCAUGUUGUACUUUUAUAAAUAAAAGAUCAAAACGAACUCUGUAUUUAAUGACAAUGUUAGACUCUUUCAGUGAGUGUUCUUCUGAGUGCACUGCAGGAUUUGAAGUUUUACAAUAUGCUUUUUUAAAAGUUUUCCUAUCGACAUCCUAUUUAAUUGAAACCUCUUGAUGAACUUUGAGUCCAAGUACCGUAUUUGUACACAGCCCUGGAAAUACUAGUACUGUUAACCAUUACAUAUCUUCCCUUUUUUUGUAUGUUCAUAAAUAAAUUAUAUUGUAAUUUGCUUUCAAAUUUCGCAUUUAUGAAUUGGUUUCUCCCCCAUUAAAAUAUUUCCUAGGGUCGUUUAUGACUUGAUCAUACCUGCUUUAUUUACACUACAGCACGUAGCUUGCUAGCCAGAUAUAUGCUGCAUUUGUACAUUCGUUACACGUUUGUGCGUAAAAAUCAUUUAGUUAUUGUGUUGUGCCUAAUACAUAACAUUUAAGCUAAAGGUCAUGAAAAAUACAAUUUUUAAAUACAAAGAGGAAGAACACAAAAUAUUUCACAUGUUUGACGGGGUUUUAGUAUUAACAAUUCCAGUACACGUUUAUUUAAAAAUAAAAUAGCAUACAUCUUCAAUUGUAUACUUUAUAAAAUAGUUCUAUCAUUUUUUUUCCAACAUGUGUCCAAGAUGUAUUUGUGCAAUAGGUCACAGUGACCUAGAGUAUGAUCCCUGAAGAACUCUAGGUACAGUAAAAUCAAAUUGUGACAUGAACCAAUUUAUGUGUGCUGGUAUUGCUUAAAACCACAGGUUAACAUGUAAUGCACAACAAUAAAUAAUGACGAAAUAGUGACCAUA